AUGGCCUCCCCCACCACCACCAGCGACCGCCCCGAGGAACCCCUCGCCGACAUCCCCAGCCUGACGACGCAGCACACCAGCCCGUCCGACACGGCCGCGCGCAUCGCCGCGCUCCGGCUCGUCACCGACAGCAUCGCGCAGCAGCGGCAGGCGGCCAACAGCGCGCUGCUCUUCCACCCGUACAACCUCGCCGCCGCGGCGCUGGUCCUCGCCGCCGUCGCCCAGCUCCUCCGCGCCAAGCUGCACCUGGACUGGCUGGGGGUCGGGCUGAGCAGUAUGGGCGUGGUCAUGACGGGCAUGGCGAUCGUCCGGAUGGUGACGCAGGGGUACAUCGCGCGGGCGGAGAGCUACGGGCUGGACUGGCUCGACGGCGGCGGCGCGGAUGCCGCGGGAGGAGUAGGAGGAGGAGGCAAGGAGAAGAAGAAGCAGCAGCAGCCGGCGGAUGUCUGGGUGACGCGGUUCGGCGACGAGGUCAUCGGCGCCAUCGUCGUGGACUGGCGGGCCGACGCCCGGACGGGGGAGACCCAGGGCCGGAUCAAGGGCUGGGCGGUCCGCCUGCGCUACCGGGGCCGCGGCGUGGGCGCGGCGUUGCUGGAGGAGGUGGUGCGGGCGGCGCGGGCGAGGGGCCUGCGGGGCGAGGCGGAGGCGGUGGUGUUUGCGGAGGACCAUGCCAAUUCCCUCCGCGUCCUCCCCACGCUCUACAACAAACAGAUGGACGACCGCGAGCUCUCCCACCGUCGGACCCUGGCCCGUCUGCUGCUGGCGGGGGACGGCCCCGCGGCCGGGGCCCCGGCGGGCGCCGCGACGACCGAAGGGACGAAAUCGUCCUCGGCGAGGAGACGGUAG
Molecule: messenger RNA, 846 nt
Organism: Dissoconium aciculare CBS 342.82
Lineage: Eukaryota; Fungi; Ascomycota; Dothideomycetes; Mycosphaerellales; Dissoconiaceae
Exons: 2
Coding region: 1-846 (281 amino acids)
Molecular function (GO): N-acetyltransferase activity
Source: RefSeq, a predicted model, not a curated record